AUUUAUAUAACAUAUAAUAUAUAGUAUGCAUUUUCCAGUUUUAUAUUUCAUUUUAGAUUUUGAGUGGAAUGAUUUAUCUUUUUUGACAUUGUUCUUGGAGGUUUUUGUACGCCUUGGGUUUUAGCAAGCCUUCUGAUUUAGAUAAGUUUCAUCAAAGUUAUUUAUUUUUAGUAUUCUUGUGCGUGGAAUAUACAUGUAAUUACAUUUUUUGGGUCCUACAUUAAACAAGGUGGGUCAUUUACGUUUGGUUUCGUACAAACUAAAUUGAUCCUUGUUGAUUUUUCAUUUAUUGUGUUAGUACAUGUGUGAAUAAACCCUGUAGAUAUUUGGUGGACAAGACUCAAGAGUCACCAAUUUAUAUCCAUGGUUGGUACUGAGAGGAGCAAGAUGGUGGUAUAUAGCUAUAUAUAGCAUGUACACUUGAGAAGUUCAGAGUGGGAAAAUCUUUCCCUGAUUUUGGGGCCCUCUUGGCAGGUACACUAGGUUGGCUAAGUUCCAGAGAUGGAGCAGUAUGAAGUUCUAGAGCAGAUUGGGAAAGGUUCUUUUGGUUCUGCUCUUCUCGUGAGGCAUAAGCAUGAAAAUAAGAAGUAUGUCCUGAAGAAGAUUCGUCUUGCCCGACAAACUGAUAGGACUCGCCGUUCUGCGCACCAAGAGAUGGAGCUGAUUUCUAAAGCACGAAAUCCAUUUAUUGUGGAGUACAAAGAUUCAUGGGUAGAAAAGGGUUGCUUUGUAUGCAUUAUUAUAGGAUAUUGUGAAGGCGGAGACAUGGCAGAAGCUAUUAAAAGAGCUAACGGUGUUCAGUUUCCUGAAGAGAAACUUUGUAAAUGGCUUGUUCAACUCUUGAUGGCACUUGAUUAUUUGCAUGCAAAUCAUAUCCUUCAUCGUGAUGUAAAGUGUUCAAAUAUAUUUUUGACUAGGGAUCAAGACAUACGCUUAGGUGAUUUUGGUCUUGCGAAAAAGUUGACUUCCGAUGAUCUUGCUUCUUCUGUUGUGGGAACUCCAAGUUAUAUGUGCCCUGAACUUCUUGCUGAUAUACCAUAUGGGUCCAAGUCUGAUAUUUGGUCUUUAGGAUGCUGUGUAUAUGAAAUGGCUGCUCACAAAUCUGCUUUCAAAGCAUUUGAUAUGCAAGGUCUGAUAAACAAAAUAAAUAAGUCCAUAGUGGCUCCCCUUCCAACUAUGUACUCUGUUGCAUUUAGAAGCCUUGUUAAAAGCAUGCUGCGAAAAAAUCCAGAAUUUAGACCAAGUGCUGCAGAGUUGCUUGGUCAUCCUCAUCUUCAACCUCAUAUCCUAAAGGUUCACAUGAAAUUAAAUAGUCCUCGACGGAAUACUUUUCCAAUGACAUGGUCUGAUUCUAACUACAUAAAGAAGACAAGGUUUAUGGAGCCUUCAGUUGUUCCAGUCCAUAUAAUCAGGGAGAAAAGACAGUCACUCAGCAAUGACAGGGCUCUAAAUCCCAGUAUAUCUGGAACUGAACAGGAUUCACUAUGUUCUUCCAAAAUGACGCAAAGAUUCCCAAGUUGUUUGGAUUAUAAGUUUACUGAAUUGUCCAUUGGCAGCUGCAGUUCUCAUGAAAAAUAUGAAAUGGAAAAGUCAGUAACGAAAAAAUUCUCAAGUGUCACUCAAACUCCACGAUUGACACCAGUAAAACAUUCUAUUACUCCAAGGAGACAGAUAACAACGACCAAGAUUCCUCAUAUUGCCUCAAAACGUGAUUCGCUUCCAAUGUCGCACAUUCCAGCAAAAUCUGCAUCCCAGGUUACAAGGAGAGCAUCCCUUCCAUUGGCAACUAGAGGCACAGCUUUGGAAUCCCCUUACAGAAAUAAUAUUGGUCUCCUUCACAGUGUGGAUUCUCCAGAUGUCUCUGUCAAUGCCCCACGAAUUGACAGGAUUGCUGAAUUCCCCUUAGCCUCUUCAGAAGACCCUAUUUUUCCCACCCGAAAAAUCUCAUCGACAUCAACAUCAGCCCAGUGUUCUUCUUCUGCAGACAUUGCAGCAGACCGCUCAAUCAUGAAGGACAAGUGCACAGUACAGGUUGUAGAAAAAGCGUUUUCUAGGCGCAGCAUCUCAGACCGGAGUCAUGGAGAUGUAAAAAAUGGAAGUGAGCCAUCUGAGUACAACCCUACAGGAGCAUACCACAAGUCAUCUCCUGAGUCACAACAGCAUCGAUUUGACACAUCAUCCUACCAGCAACGUGCCGAGGCUUUGGAAGGACUGUUGGAGUUUAGUGCACGUCUCUUGCAGCAGGAACGGUUCGAAGAGUUGGGUGUGCUGUUAAAACCAUUUGGACUAGAGAAGGUUUCUCCGAGGGAGACUGCCAUUUGGUUGGCUAAAAGCUUCAAGGAGACUGCUACAUAACAUAGAUGGAAAUCCUAAUGUUGGUUCAUUUGAUUCUGUUGUUUACACUUUGUAAAUUGUACAUGAAAGAUGUCGAUGAAGUUCAGAGAGCUGUCUUCAAACUUAGAAGACACUCCUUAACUAGUAAUGUUAGAAUUUGAUUGAUAGAUUAGGCUUCACGGGUGAUUGUGUUUGUUUUGUUUGUAUUUUCAGAUACAAUCUUUUUUUUUUCCCGCAUUAAUACUUGUUUUAAUUUUUGAUGCAA
Molecule: messenger RNA, 2599 nt
Organism: Cannabis sativa
Lineage: Eukaryota; Viridiplantae; Streptophyta; Magnoliopsida; Rosales; Cannabaceae
Product: serine/threonine-protein kinase Nek2
Exons: 15
Coding region: 502-2355 (617 amino acids)
Biological process (GO): protein phosphorylation
Molecular function (GO): ATP binding; protein kinase activity
Source: RefSeq, a predicted model, not a curated record